This is a messenger RNA of Danaus chrysippus (African queen), 1515 nucleotides long. The record is from the annotation of a GenBank genome assembly. Lineage: Eukaryota; Metazoa; Arthropoda; Insecta; Lepidoptera; Nymphalidae.
AUGAGCAUGAUCACUGCUGUAAGAAAUAAUGAUCGGAAGGAAGAGAAACCACCACACUCGAGAGUUUUUGUUGUCUGCAAUAAACAAUUAAAGGAAGAAGACUUAAGGUUGCGAUUUCAACGCUUUGGAGCUAUCGAGGAUUUGUAUAUACCGAGAGACAGGCACACUGGAGAAUCGAAAGGCGUUGCUUACAUUAAAUACGCGAAAACAUCUUCUGCGGCCGCUGCCAUACAGGAGGUACACAUGAAAGUUUUAAAUAAUGAUAACAAACCCACAAAAGUUAUGGUGGCUGUUAAUAAAAACGAGAACCCCGCACAAAACGAAAAUGUAGAUAGAUAUAGGCGACUCUUCAUCAAAGUACAGAAAGAUGCUAGCGAAUCUGAGCUCAGGCACCACUUCUCAACAUUUGGACAAAUAGAGUCAAUACACCUACAAAGAGACAAAGUGACUGAUGUAUGUAAAGGUUUCGCUUAUGUCCAAUAUAAAACAUUCUAUGAUGCAGCUAAAGCUUUUGAAGAAUGCGAUAAGAAAUAUAGACCAGUAUUUGCUACUCCGAGAGAUGAUUUGAAAAGAAGCAGAAAUAGCCUUGAUAUUGAGCAUCAUAAUAUUAACGGAUAUAGUAAUACAAAGAAUGUCCAUAAUCAUUACCCGGAAAGACACGGCCAGCUAAAACUAGAAUACAGUAAUGAAAAUAUGAAUGGAAUGAUGUCAUCUAACUCUUAUGAUUUUAACACUAUCUCAGUUAAAUGUAGCCCGCAAGUACCCAAGAAGUAUAUAGAACAAUUAUUCAAUGUAAUACCUGGUAUGGUUCAAUGUCAAUAUUAUUUGGACACAUUUAAUGGGAUUUCUAAAGCCGUUAUAACAUAUGAGGAAUGUAGAUCCGCGGCGCACGCAGUUGACAGGUUGAAUAAUUUCGAAUUUCCGUCUGGGGAGAUACUAUCGGUCAAGCCAGAUAAGAACCCUUUGGUCAAAGCUGCUAAUGAUCUCACAGAUAUUGUCAAUAAUUUUAGAAAUGCUGUCGAUUAUGGUGCACCCGACAUAAAACAACUGGCUGAAGCUAUCGCCAAAGCAUCCAAUUUAAUAAAAGCUUCAACAACAGGCCAGAUUUAUUCACCGAGAGAUCAGCAUGACUACAAUUAUUGCGACGUUAUUUUACCACCUCACAAACCGAUGGCGGACAGCAAUAGCAGAGUUGCCCAAAGGUUGUUCAUUAUCUGCAAACCCCAGCCUCCGCCAAUGUCGACUUUACAAGAUGUGUUCUGUCGUUUUGGAGAUCUCAUUAAUGUAUCCACUAUACCAAACAAGACAUUCGGUUUUGUUAAAUACGCCUCUGUGAAUGCCGCACAGGAGGCAAUGAGGGUUCUUAACGGAGCUACAGUUACCGGUGUGAAGUUAAAAGUUUUAGAGGCUGAUGAGAAGCCAACCAAGGAAGAUAAAGUAGGUCAAACGGAACAAGCUGAGAACAACGACUAUGAUAUGGACAGCAAGAGAAUGAGACUUGACGACAAAGACUAG